Gordionus sp. m RMFG-2023 is the source of this 1156-nucleotide messenger RNA. RefSeq lists its product as uncharacterized. The transcript is spliced from 5 exons. The coding region runs from base 32 to 955 and encodes 307 amino acids. Gene Ontology annotation, biological process: positive regulation of canonical NF-kappaB signal transduction; humoral immune response. The record is from RefSeq and is a predicted model, not a curated record. Lineage: Eukaryota; Metazoa; Nematomorpha; Gordioida; Chordodea; Parachordodidae.
UUCGAGUGACUGACGUCUUCCUAUUUGAAUAAUGGAAUAUAGAAAUUUAUCAAGCUCCCAUAAAAAAUUAGAUAAUUUGUCUUUAUCUAAUUUUCCUUCAAACUUUUCUUUAGAAAAAUUGUUACCUGGUUAUUCAAUUGAUGAUUUGGAAUAUCCUCCAACACCUCCAGAGUAUGACUAUAAUGAUCAGAAAAUAUCGAUAACAGAGCGAAGGCAUCAUAAUUCUGAUUUUCAACUUGAUUAUUUAAAUAGUCAAAAAUUAACUCAUUUAAAAACCGUAAAUUAUAGAACUCCUGAAGACUUUUCUAAUCAAUUGUUAAAAAAAUUUCAAAACAAUAAAUACAUAUCACCAUUAACAAAUAACAAUGUACAGAAAAAUUCAGUUGAUGAAUUGAAUGUUGAAUUUAAUAAUGUAAAAAAUGAAAACUAUGAGAUUCUAAAAGAAGGAAAGGAUAAAAAUUAUAUAUAUCUUUUUAUAACUUAUUCACUUGAUUCUGAGGAUCAUUACAGAAAUGUUAUAAAUUUGAAAAAAUGUUUAGAAAAUUAUGGCAAAUUCAAAGUUUAUAUGGAUGCUUAUGAACAGACAUCAAUGGCAAAAGAUAUUUAUGGCUGGAUGAAUUUUUGCUUUAAAAAUGCUGAUUUUAUUUUACCAAUAAUAUCCCCUCUUUACAAAAUGACCACUGAAUCUAUUGACUCCUUGCAAAAUGUUUUGAUCAAUGAACAUAUCAAGCAAACAAGGUACAUAUUCGGGCUCAUGCAGAGAGAAAUUUACGAAAAUAAUUUUAGGAACAAUAGGAUUAGACCUCUUAUUUUAUCUGACCACAAUGGCGGUGUCGCCAAACAACACGUUCCACACAUUCUAUCAAACACUUUGGUUUACCAAUGGCCCAGGGAUGAUAAGGAUUACGUUCGCUUAUUGAUCAAAACUUUUGAACAAACGUCGUUAACUCGAUAACUACUAUCAAAGAAAAAAUAAACAAAUUACUUUUUAAUAUGAUAACCCACUUUUUUACUAUUUAUAUUAUAAAUCAAAAACUAAAUUUAUACAAAAAUAAUUAUUUAAAAUUUUUUGUAAUAUAUAAAAAUCAUUUUAUAUUUAUUGUAUUUUUUGAUGAUUUAUUUAUGACCAUCAUGAAUAUUUUUUUGAUAAAUCUAU